AUGUCGAUGAAGCCGCAGCUGGGCAACGACACGGACUCGACCCAGCAUGAGGACGACUGGUUCAAUGCCAAUGCAGCCAAGAAGGACAUUCAGCACUUCGUGAAAAGCUUCAGAGGCAAGAGGACGCUUGACCUCCUCGACCUCUUCGGCGCCAGCGGCAGCGUGUCUGCCAUCUUCAAGAACAAGGGCCAGAAGAACUGUGCCGUGUAUGAUUUGAAGAUCAACGGCGCUACAGACGACAUUUGUGCCGAGGAAGGGUUCUACAACUUGUUGACGCUCGCCUGCCGGAUGAAGUCGGGAGGGCUGGUGAUGGGGGGCCCCCCCUGCAGCCUGUUCGUCUUCAUGAGCAGCAGCAUCCACCGGCGGAGUCUUGACAACCCGUGGGGCAACACGAAGUAUGCUAGCGUCCGCCUGGCGAACCGGAUCGUGUCCAACAUGGCCGUCGUUCUUGAUGUCUUGAUGCAACGCGACGUUCACAUCGUCAUUGAACAGCCGAGUGGCAGUGCUAUGUUCCGCCUGCCUCCGCUCGCGGCAGUCGUCGCAAAGCCAGGGUGGGCCCGAGUUUUCACAUACAUGGGCGCUUUUGAGCACGACAUGCUCAAGCCAACGAUCCUCAUGGGGACGCUUCCCACGCUGCAUCGCAUGAAGCGGCGCCGCCCAGACCCGCAGAAGUUCCGGAAGAUCAAGUCGACCUUCUACGUGAACGGCAAAGUCGGCAAGAAGAAGACCUUGACCGGUAGGAAGGCUUUGCAGGGCUCUGCGGCCUACACCAAGUGCUUCUGCCGGGACCUUCACAAGACAUGGGUCGAGGCGGUCGAGGGAAGGUGA
Molecule: messenger RNA, 828 nt
Organism: Symbiodinium natans
Lineage: Eukaryota; Dinophyceae; Suessiales; Symbiodiniaceae
Source: the annotation of a GenBank genome assembly